CAUUUGGAACAACACUACACACAAAAACUAGUGUAUCAAAGAAGAGAAAAAAAAUGGCUAAAGAUGUUGAAGUUGAAGAGCAGAGAGGAGGAGGAGGAGGAGAAUACUCAGCAAAAGACUACCAUGAACCACCACCAGCACCAUUGAUUGAUGCAGAGGAGCUUACAAAGUGGUCCUUCUAUAGAGCACUCAUAGCUGAGUUUAUAGCAACACUUUUAUUCCUUUACAUCACUGUGUUGACCAUUAUUGGUUAUAGUAACCAAAGUGAUACCACAAUCAAGGGUAACACACAGUGUGAUGGUGUUGGAAUCUUGGGUAUUGCUUGGGCUUUUGGUGGCAUGAUCUUCAUCCUUGUUUACUGCACUGCCGGCAUUUCCGGAGGACACAUCAACCCUGCAGUUACAUUUGGGUUGUUCCUUGGCCGGAAGGUGUCGCUGAUAAGGGCACUGUUGUACAUAGUAGCACAGUGUGCCGGCGCCAUCUGCGGCACCGGAUUGGCCAAGGGAUUCCAGAAAGCUUACUUUGAUAGGUAUGGAGGUGGUGCCAACUACGUUCAUCCUGGUUACAACAAAGGAACUGCUUUGGGUGCUGAGAUUAUUGGCACCUUCGUUCUUGUCUACACUGUCUUCUCUGCCACUGACCCUAAGAGAAACGCCAGAGACUCCCAUGUUCCUGUGUUGGCACCACUGCCAAUUGGAUUUGCGGUGUUCAUGGUUCACUUGGCCACAAUUCCGGUGACCGGCACCGGCAUCAACCCGGCAAGAAGCUUCGGAGCUGCCGUGAUUUACAACAAAGACAAAAUCUGGGAUGACCAUUGGAUAUUCUGGGUUGGACCAAUUCUUGGAGCUGCAGCGGCUGCAAUCUACCAUGAACACAUUAUUAAAGCAUCUGCCAUAAAAGCCCUUGGAUCCUUCAGGAGCAACCACUAAUUAAGCAAAUAAUAUAUAUAAUUUAAUAAAUAAAUUCAUCAAGGAGUGGAGUGUAAUGUAAGUUUAAUUUGUGUGAGGGGUCCCUCUUUAAUUUGUCUAUUUGCUCUUUUCUUUUAGAUUAGCUUAAUUAAUAAUUAUUAUCUUUUAAUAUCCAAUUUAGCUAAUUAAGGGAGUUAUUUUGUAUCCCUUUUUUUUUUCCUUUGGUUUUCAAUAUAUGUAUGUAUUUGCUUUGCUUA
Molecule: messenger RNA, 1165 nt
Organism: Arachis duranensis
Lineage: Eukaryota; Viridiplantae; Streptophyta; Magnoliopsida; Fabales; Fabaceae
Product: aquaporin PIP2-7
Exons: 4
Coding region: 54-929 (291 amino acids)
Biological process (GO): transmembrane transport
Cellular component (GO): plasma membrane
Molecular function (GO): water channel activity
Source: RefSeq, a predicted model, not a curated record